Molecule: messenger RNA, 4775 nt
Organism: Cyprinus carpio (common carp)
Lineage: Eukaryota; Metazoa; Chordata; Actinopteri; Cypriniformes; Cyprinidae
Product: integrin alpha-V-like
Exons: 30
Coding region: 302-3445 (1047 amino acids)
Biological process (GO): cell adhesion mediated by integrin; angiogenesis; integrin-mediated signaling pathway
Cellular component (GO): external side of plasma membrane; integrin complex
Molecular function (GO): integrin binding
Source: RefSeq, a predicted model, not a curated record
GUAGGCUGUGUUAUUUUCACUUCCUGUUCAGUGGGACAUCCCGCGGCUCCAUCCGAGCAGGACUACAUCAGUCCUCUGUCCUACUAUUAGAUUUUUGCUUCCAUUUAACAGGUGAGGCUGGAAACGGAUGCGUUUUAUUGCAGCAGCGGCCCGCCUGCAGUAAUGUGACGGACGUCUCCGCUGGACUGUGUUAUUAUUAUGGAGCGCGGAAUCAGUGGCGAUCAUCUGUGCUGCUGAUCCAGACGUCCACCCACAAACAGCGCGAUCUCCAUCUACUCUCAUACCUUCAGAGAUACACAACAUGGGCAAACAUCUCAUCUGCUGUUGGAUUUGGGCUCUAGUGGCUCUUUUCUACUUCCAACAAGCACUUUCUUUUAAUCUGGAUAGUAACAAACCCACAGUUUUCGCUGGACCUCCAGGAAGUUACUUUGGAUUUUCUGUGGAUUUCUUCAAUCCUGACAACAAACAAUUAAACAUACUAGUUGGUGCACCCAGGGCAAACACAUCUGACCAAACCCCGUCAACAGUCACUGAGAGGGGUGCUGUCUUCAGCUGUCCCUGGCACAAAAGUGGCUCAUGUACCCAGAUUGAGUUUGAUAGCACUGAUGACAGGAAGAAUGCAAAUGGACAGCAAAUGGAGUUUAAGUCAAAUCAAUGGUUUGGGGCCACUGUGCGUUCCACUGGGGACCAUAUUUUGGCAUGUGCUCCUCUCUACCAGUGGAGCACGUAUGGAUUAUCAGAGAGAGAGCCUGUCGGGACAUGUUUCCUGAAGAAAGGCAAUAGCAUUGUGGAAUAUUCACCUUGCCGCUCUAACUCAAACUCACCUGAGGGGCAAGGAUUUUGUCAAGCAGGUUUCAGUGCUGACUUUGUGAAGAAUCGGGUUGUUAUUGGAGGACCAGGAAGCUUUUAUUGGCAAGGUCAGCUGAUCUCAGAUGACAUCACUGAGGUCAUCAGCAGAUACAACAAGGAGUUUUUUACUCCUUACAGUAACCAGUUAACAACCAAGUCAGCUUUGGGUAAGCCUGUUUGCGUUACUCUAACGACAAUGGUGAAGAUGGUAAGAUAUUUUAACGAUGAUGGUGAAGAUGAUUAUGUCACAGGAGUUCCUAGAGGGGAGAAGGCUCUUGGUUAUGUCAACAUUUUCAAUGGGAGAAACAUGGAGUCUAUGUAUAAUUUCACAGGCACACAGAUGGCUGCUUACUUUGGUCAUUCUGUAGCAGCUGUUGAUAUCAAUAAUGACAGGAAGAUGGACUUGUUGGUGGGGGCUCCUCUGUUCAUGGACCGCGGCUCAGAUGGGAAGUUAAGGGAGGUGGGUCAGGUCUAUGUCUACCUAGGCAAAGGUGGCUUCACCUUCAACAAUGUCAUCAAACUCACUGGUUCUGAGAUCUACGCUCGAUAUGGAAGCUCGAUCUGCAGCCUGGGAGACCUCAACAUGGAUGGAUAUAAUGAUGUGGCCAUUGCUGCCCCAUAUGGUGGGCAGUUCCACCGCGGCCUGGUGUACAUCCAUAACGGGCGUCCCACAGGGCCCAAUCCUGUGGCCUCUCAAGUUCUGGAAGGAACAUGGGCAUCUGCUUCUAUGCCUUCCAGCUUUGGUUACGCCAUGAACGGAGGCACAGAUGUCGAUCAGAAUGGAUACCCUGACCUGGUUGUUGGGGUGUUUGGAGCUGACAAAGCCGUUCUAUACAGGGCUCGUCCGGUCAUCAGUGUGAACACCACACUGGAUAUAAGCCCACAAAUCCUAAACCCUGAAGACAAGAGCUGCACCCUGCCUGGAACAACCACCAAAGUAUCCUGCUUCACUGUGAAAUACUGUCUGAAGGCAAAUGGCAAGGGAGCACCAUCUUCUCUUCAUUUCCAAGUGGAUUUGACCCUUGACCGCCUCAAACACAAGGGAGCCAUCAAACGGGUCCAGUUCCUCCAUAACAAGAUGCCUAAUUAUUCAAAGAACAUGACCGUCUCCAACAGCCAGGGACAAGCCUGCGAGGAGCUUCAGGCUUUUUUAAUAGAUGACUCAGAAUUCAGGGAUAAGAUCACACCCAUUUCUGUUUUUAUGGAGUACAGCUUGGAUUACAAAACAGCAGCAGAUAAGACCGGCCUGUUGCCCAUCCUUGACCAGUCUACACCUACAAAUGUCACUAAGCAGGCCCACAUACUCCUAGACUGUGGCGAAGACAAUAUUUGCAAGCCAGACUUGAAACUGUCUGUUGUGAGUGACCAGAAACAGAUCUACAUAGGGGAUGACAACCCCCUGACCCUAGAGGUCACAGCAGAGAAUGGAGGAGAAGGGGCAUAUGAGGCCGACCUUACUGUCACACUACCAUCUCAGGCAGAUUUCAUUGGGGUCGUGCGUAACAGUGAGACAUUGUCUAGACUGUCCUGUGCUUUCAAGAGAGAGAAUCAGACCAGAGUGGUGGUGUGUGAUCUUGGGAACCCAAUGAAAGGAGGAACUAAGAUAUUAGCAGGAAUGCGCUUCAGCGUGCUCCAGCUCUCUGAACAGGAUACAGAAGUCAAGUUUGACUUGCAGAUAAAGAGCUCAAAUCAGUUCAACAAUACCAGCAAUCUAGCGUCUGUUGUCACAAAGCUUGCUGUGCUGGUCAAAGUGAAAUUAAGAGGGGUGUCUGCGCCAGAGCAAGUGUUUUUACCCAUCGCUAACUGGCAGCCAAAACAGAGUCCUGUUCUGGAGGAUGACAUUGGACCUCUUGUACAGCACAUCUAUGAGCUAAGGAACACAGGACCCAGUACUUUCAGUAAGGCUAUUUUGGAUGUGCAGUGGCCCUACAGAUUCAACAACGGCUCUCUGCUCUACAUCACCAAGUUUGACGUGGACGGAAAUAUGAAUUGCAGCUCAAACAGGGAGCUCAACCCUCUUAAUGUCACUAAUCCUAGAUUUAUUGACAAAAAUGAGACCUCGGCCAGUGGAGGCAGAACUGAGGGGAGGAACAGACGCAGCGUCCACCGCAGAGACCUGGAGGACAAACAAGAGGAAGAGAACCUGGAGAUUCUGGAUUGUGGGAAUGCGGAGUGUCAGGAGAUUAAGUGUUGGAUCGGCCGGCUGGAGAAAGGCCAGAGUGCUAUUCUAUUUAUUUACUCCAGACUCGCCGUGAGCACAUUUCUCAAGGCUGAAAGUCAAAACAAAUCGUACAAUGUUCGAUCCACAGCCUCCUUCAGCGUCAUAGAGAUGCCAUAUAAAAAUCUCCAUUCUGAGCUCCCAACCAGCAAGACAUCAGCCUCUCUGAAGGUGAUCUGGAAUUCAGAGAACCCUCAGCCUGUCCCAGGAUGGGUGGUGGCUUUGGCUGUCCUGGCUGGACUUCUUCUCCUGGCUUUGCUCAUCUUUGUCAUGUAUAAGUUGGGCUUCUUUAAACGUGUACGGCCGCCCCAGGAUGACAACAUAGAGAAAGAGCAGCUUCAGCCUCAGGAGAACGGAGACAGAAACACAGAAGCCUGAGCUCUUAGCCUAUCACAGUGCAGAGGCAUAAUGCCACGUCUGCAGGAAUGUGCCUGAUUUACACCAAUGCUGAUGAGAAUACAAUACACCCUUCACAGCUCCAUCAUCUUUAUUAGCAGGUCAGCAUUUAAUCAUGCUGACAGGCCUGACGAGUGAGAUGGCUGUCAUCAUUUGAAUGGUACAUACAGUAGCUGAGGUGGUUUGAAUAACCAGGAUGCUCUGUUAAUAAGACUAAAUCCCUGUGCUCAUGUCCUUCUUUAACUGCACUGAGUCUUAAGACGAGAUUUGAUUUUCAGUUGGGCAUAGUGAAUGAACACAUUUAAAAUCAUAGUACAUUUCAAAUUGUUUACAAGCAACAAAAAGAAAGGUAAUGAACCUUAAAUAAUAGAAAACGAGAUCAUGAUUUUUAAAUUUUUAUUUUGAGGAAAGAUGUGACGUAGUUUGGCACAUCAUUAGAUUGCAGCUUCUGCUUCUUCUGUGGGAUAAUCUUCUGUUAUAUUGUUUUUCACUGAUCAUUUCUGCUGUUUGGGGCUUUCUGUUGGACUUUGGACUUUCGGUUUUUAUCUGUUUUCUUUGCAGUUGUUUCAGCUGUUGGGAUUUGGACUCUUAAUUUCUUAUUUGGGCGUAAAGUGUAUUAUUUUGAGAAAAUAUUCUUAAGUUUGUCUACUGUAAACAUUAUUUUAGAGCAGGAUUGUGUUUGUGCAUUUAGAGUGUUUGGUUGAAUUUGUAUUAUAAAAAGAAAAAAAUAAUAUCUUUGCACAAUAGAGCAAUAAAAUUGUAGCAUUUUUGCAUUUUGAUUAAUACCCCUUAUGGACAGAGCACCUUUAUUAUAAUGUUUUAAUAUUCCUCUUGGUCACAAUCUAAGCAAAGUAUUUUUUUAGAUGAAAGAUGAUCUCUUUUACCCAAAUACAUGUUGAUUAGAAUAGGAAAAAAAUAAAUUUAGUGUAAUGUAUCCCACUUAAUAUUAAUUAAUAAGAAUAAAAAGGUCUGAUGGCAUGGAAUAACUGAGGCUGGAAUCCUUAACAAUAUUGGCCUUUUUUCAAUUGAUUCAUUAUAUUGAAAAGAGUUAUUUAACUAAUGAUUUUUGGUUUAAAGGUUGCGGAUCAUAGUUAUUGGUCUUAAUUUUGACUUCAGAUAUACUGAAAUAACAACCCAUAACACUGAAAAACCUGGAUUUCUUAUGUUGCUGUAUUAUAGUAAUGCUGCUGCCCAUAUGAAUUUACCCAUAUUGGGUUGCCAUAAGUAUGUUGUCAAAAUGAAAAAGUGUAUACAUUUAUAAUUCAAUCAAAAGUAUGCAUUUUCCACAAAUAAAAUGACCCAGAAUAUAUUA